CACGCACUGAACAACAUUCACUCACAAACAGAGGACAUGAGGAUGAAGCUUCCAAACCCGGGUCUGGACCAGCGGAUCCCGUCUCACGCUGAGCUGGAGAGGAUUGAGAAAGAGGAGGCUGGAGAGAGACCUCAAUGGGACAAUAAAACUCAAUACAUGCUGACCUGUGUGGGCUUCUGUGUGGGUCUGGGGAACGUCUGGAGAUUCCCGUACCUGUGUCAGAGUCACGGAGGAGGAGCUUUUAUGAUUCCGUUCCUGAUUCUUCUGGUGCUGGAGGGAAUUCCUCUUCUUCAUCUGGAGUUUGCCAUCGGUCAGAGACUCAGGAAGGGCAGCGUUGGAGUCUGGACCGCCAUUAACCCUUAUUUAGCCGGAGUGGGCAUCUCGGCUAUGUUGGUGUCGUUUCUGGUGGGGGUGUACUAUAACACCAUCAUGGCCUGGGUCAUGUGGUACUUCUUCAACUCUCUUCAGCACCCGCUGCCCUGGAGUCAGUGUCCUGUCAAUGCCAACGGAACCGGUCUGGAAUCAGAAUGUUCCGGCAGCUCAGCGGUGGAUUAUUUCUGGUACAGACAGACUCUGAACAGCUCGGCGUCGAUCGAGGACUCGGGUGGUCUGCAGUGGUGGCUGGUGUUGUGUUCGCUGUGUGCUUGGACCGUGCUGUACGUCUGCUGUAUCAGAGGCAUCGAGACAACAGGAAAGGCCGUGUACAUCACUUCCACGUUACCGUACGCCGUCCUCACCGUCUUCCUGAUCAGAGCGUUGACUCUUAAAGGAUCUCAGAACGGAAUCCUCUUCCUCUUCACUCCAGAUGUGAAUGAGUUAAUGAAACCGGCCACGUGGCUGGACGCUGGAGCUCAGGUGUUGUUCUCGUUCUCUCUGGCGUUUGGUGGUCUCAUCUCAUUCUCCAGUUAUAACCCUGUUCAUAAUAACUGUGAGCGGGACGCCGUCACCAUCUCUGUGAUCAACGGCCUGACGUCUGUGUACUCCGCCACUGUCAUUUACUCCAUCAUCGGCUUCAGAGCCACAGAGAAAUAUGACCACUGUCUGAAGAGGAACAUGUUGACGUUGAUGAAUGCGUUUGAUCUUCCGGAGGGAAACGUCACAGACGGUAACUAUGGUAACGUCCUCCAUCAUCUCAACAUGACAUCAUCAGAAGCGAUCGCUGGACUGAAGCUGAACACCUGUGACCUGCAGACUCUUCUCAGUGAGGGUGUGGAGGGCACGGGUUUGGCUUUCAUCGUCUUCACCGAGGCCAUCACCAAGAUGCCGGUGUCUCCUCUGUGGGCCGUUCUCUUCUUCAUCAUGCUCUUCUGUCUGGGACUGUCCACCAUGUUCGGCAACAUGGAGGGGGUGGUGGUGCCGCUUCAGGACCUCGAUGUUCUUCCUAAGACGUGGCCUAAAGAGAUCUUCACAGGUCUGACGUGUCUGGUGUCUUUCCUCGUGGCUCUUAUAUUCGUUCAGUCGUCUGGAAACUACUGGUUGACUCUGUUCGAUGGAUUCGCCGGCUCUAUUCCUCUGCUGGUCAUCGCUCUCUGUGAGAUCAUCGCUGUGGUUUACAUCUAUGGCAUCGACAGGUUCAACAGAGACAUUGAGUUCAUGGUGGGCCACAAACCCAAUCUAUUCUGGCAGAUGUGCUGGAGAUUUCUCAGUCCUCUCCUCAUUCUGAUCAUUCUCAUCUUUUACUUCAUAACUACAGUCAAUAAACAGCUCACGUACACUGUGUGGGAUCCUCACUGGAUGAAUUUUCCAACCCUUAAAAAGUUGACAUACCCUGACUGGAUCAAUGGCAUCAUCUUCGUACUGGCCGGUGUUCCCGGUCUGCUCAUCCCCGGAGUGGCCAUCUUUAAAUAUCUGUGGAAAUGUUUCCGCUCAAGAGAACAUGAACUCGAGGCAGAGAUGACCGUCAGCCUUUCUGAGAAACUUCAGAUGAGUGUUAAAACCUCACAAUAA
Triplophysa rosa is the source of this 1947-nucleotide messenger RNA. It is a transcript of the gene slc6a19a.1, whose product is annotated as solute carrier family 6 member 19a, tandem duplicate 1. The transcript is spliced from 12 exons. Gene Ontology annotation, biological process: sodium ion transmembrane transport. Gene Ontology annotation, cellular component: plasma membrane. Lineage: Eukaryota; Metazoa; Chordata; Actinopteri; Cypriniformes; Nemacheilidae. Bases 37 to 1947 code for a protein of 636 amino acids. The record is from RefSeq and is a predicted model, not a curated record.